UUGCAGAUAUAAACCCAGUGAGGAAACUUUGCUACAGAUUGAUCGAUUUUGUGUAAGCAUAAUUGCUGAGUGCGAUGCGAGCAUUAACCGUAAAGUGGCUCCGUGGACACGUUCUUUGAGUCAACAAUCUGGGAUGCCAACACCCUCUACAAGUGUAUCUCCUUUUCCCGUGUCAAGUUUUGCAUCUGGAGCACUUGUGAAAUCCUUAAAUUAUGUUCGUUCUCUAGUGGCUCAGUACAUACCAAAGCGGUCAUUUCAAUCAGCAGUUUUUGCUGGAGCCCCUCCUGCAUCAAGGCAAUCACUUCCAACAUUGUCUUCUAUAUUAAGCAGAUCAUUCAAUUCACAAUUUAGCCCUGUAAAUAGCAAGGAUGCUCUGGAGAGCAAAGAGACAUCUAUUACAUCUGUUUCAGACUCUCCAGUUGCUGAAGAAGAUGAUGAAAAGGAAGAUCAUGAGUUCAUAGCUCUUGAUGUUUUCAGAUGGCGCUGGUUUGGAGACCAGAAAUUGUCAACUAUCUUGCCUAAAAGCGAGCACAUUCUGAAUCCCCAAGAUCUACGCACUCAUAAUUUCCUAGAAGUAGGUGCAGCAGCUCUUCUUGUAGGGGAUAUGGACCCCAAAAUGAAGGGUGAAGCUUGUAAACUUUUUGGGAGUGCAGAUAUGCCUUAUCUUGAUCAGCUACUGCAGCCAUCAUUGCUCACAACCGUUACCAAAUCUGCGUCCGCUCGUGCUCAUUUAAGAGCAAUAACAGCACUGAAACGGUCUAAACCAGGGCCCAAUCAAAUUUGGGAAGAUUCUCCUUUGAGCAACUUUCGUCCCCGCGUGAAACCACUGUUCCAAUAUCGUCAUUAUAGUGAGCAACAACCCUUGCGAUUGAAUGCUGAGGAGAUAUGUGAGGUUAUCGCAGCAGUGUGCACAGAAACUCCUUCGACAAAUUCUAAUCUCACAACAAUCUCGUCUAAGUUAAGCAACAAUGGAAGGCCAUCUCUUGACGUGGCUGUGAGCGUUCUUGUCAAACUUAUAAUUGACAUGUACGUUUUGGAUUCUGUGACUGCUGCUCCUCUAACUUUAUCGAUACUCGAGGAUAUGCUAAAUUCUCCAAAAGUGAUGUCAAGGGCUCAAGCUUUUGAUUUAAUUUUGAACCUCGGAGUUCACGCACAUUUAUUGGAGCCUCCAGCACCUGAUGACACCUCUGGAAUUGAAGAAGAGUAUUUGCACGAACCAUAUUUCGAAAAUGAAACUCAACUUUCUUCGCAAGGAAAGAGAAUAUUAGACAAUUUUAAGAAAAUGGGGAAUUCUUCAGCUAUUGAUAAGUUUGAGAAUUGGAUUCUGGGCAUUCUCUAUGAGGUUCUUCUUCAUCUUGUUCAGAUUGAAGAGAAGGAAGAAUCUGUCUGGGCUUCAGGUUUAAGUUGUUUACUCUAUUUUGUUUGUGAUAGAGGGAACAUUCGAAGAAGCAGAUUACAAGGUCUUGAUAUUAGAGUUAUUAAGGUACUCAUACGGGUUAGUAGAAGAAACUCUUGGGCAGAAAUCGUUCAUUGCAAGCUUAUUUGCAUGAUGACAAACAUGUUUUAUCAAGUUCCUGAAGGGCCUGAUAAAGUUGUUUCAGCUACUCCAAUCUUUCUUGUUCAGCAGUUUGAUCUGAUUGGAGGGAAUGAGUUUAUAUUUGAAGAGUUGGUGCUUUCAAACUCAAGAGAAGAACGGAGAAAUCUGUAUCUGGUUCUUUUUGAUUAUUUAUUGCAUAAGAUAAAUGAGACAUGUAUAGCUUCUGGAGUGUCCGAGUACAGUGAUGAUGAGGUUCAACCUAUUGCUACCUUACUCAUGCUUGCAGAUGCACCUGAAGCUCUGCAUUUAUCUGUCAAGUUAGGAGUUGAAGGCAUGGCGGAGCUAUUGAAAAGAUCAAUCUCUACAGCAUUGUCCAGAUAUCCUAAUAAUGAUCGGCUUAUUACACUUUUGCAGAGUAUGGUAGAGAAGUUUGAUAUGCUCAUGAGAUCAUUUACUUGUCUAGACACAGAAUUUACCCAAAUGGUUCAAAUGACCAAAUCAUUCAAGUCUUUAGAAAGCAUUGAUGAAGUUCACAUAAACAGUGUUGGCAUUAAAGCAAAGCUCUCUUGGGCUACUUUACAUUCUCUUCUUCAUUCUGAACGAUCUGCUUAUCGGCACAAUGGUUAUCUCUGGUUAGUAGAUUUGCUCAUUGCAGAAAUAAGUGAUGAAGGGGACGAGAGCCUGUGGUUGAGCAUACAAACCUUGGAGCAAAAAAUAAAAAUUGCUGGUGUUAAUGAUUAUUCAGCUUCUUUAGGUGUUCCUUUACCCAUUUGGCUUAUGUGUGGGCUUCUAAAGUCAAGAAACAAUCUUGUCAGAUGGGGUUUUCUACUUGUUCUAGAGAGGCUGCUCAUGCGAUGCAAAUUUCUGUUAGAUGAGAGUGAAGUUCAACAUGUUAUCAGAAGUGAAGCUUCAGGCCACAUGCACGCCAAGAAUCGUCUUGAAAAAGCAAAUGCUGUGAUAAACAUUAUGAGUAAUGCCUUAUCCUUGAUGGCCCAAAGAAACGAGACUGAUCGUAUGAAUAUUUUGAAGAUGUGUGAUAUUCUAUUUUCACAAUUGUGCUUGAAAGUAGUCCCUACAACCGCGAUGCUGUUCGGAGAGACACAGAUUCAUGAUUCUAGUAGCUCAGAACGGAAUAAAGCAGGGGCGGAAUCUCUCUCUCAAAAAGAGAAUCUUGGCCGGGAAGAAUCCAUGGGGGAUUCUGACAGCAAGAUUGGCAAAAGUUUUAAUCCUAAAAUCUGUGGUACUGCAUCGAUGGCAGCACUGCUGCUUAAUGGACAAGCAAUUGUACCAAUGCAAUUAGUUGCACGCAUUCCUGCUGCUUUAUUUUACUGGCCUCUCAUCCAACUUGCUGGAGCUGCAACAGACAAUAUUGCAUUGGGUGUCUCUGUUGGUAGCAAAGGAAGAGGGAAUAUACCAGGUGCCACGUCAGAUAUACGGGCUACCCUUCUCUUACUUCUAAUUGGUAAAUGUACAGCAGACCCUGCUGCUUUUUCAGAUGUUGGCGGUGAACAGUUCUUCAGGGAGUUGUUGGAUGAUACAGACGCAAGAGUGGCAUACUACUCUUCUACCUUUCUUUUGAAGAGAAUGAUGACAGAGGAACCAGAAAAUUACCAACGGAUGCUUCAUAGUCUUGUUUCAAGAGCUCAGCAGGUGCAUUCUUAUUUGAUAUUUCAUCUGAAGAAUACGUGGCAUUUCUUGAAAACUAUUGUUACUUAGGAACAUAGUUUAAAGAGGCGUGAUUGGAGCCCGCCUCAGUCUGAGGCUUGAAUAUUUAAGGGGGAGAAUGAGGUUUAUGCCU
Messenger RNA from Olea europaea var. sylvestris, 3335 nucleotides. RefSeq lists its product as uncharacterized. Bases 134 to 3253 code for a protein of 1039 amino acids. The transcript has 13 exons. NCBI's taxonomy places the organism in Eukaryota, Viridiplantae, Streptophyta, Magnoliopsida, Lamiales, Oleaceae. The record is from RefSeq and is a predicted model, not a curated record.